Molecule: messenger RNA, 601 nt
Organism: Rhodamnia argentea
Lineage: Eukaryota; Viridiplantae; Streptophyta; Magnoliopsida; Myrtales; Myrtaceae
Exons: 2
Coding region: 75-413 (112 amino acids)
Source: RefSeq, a predicted model, not a curated record
AUAGGGGCUCAAACAAAAAGAGAGAGAGAGAGAGAGAGAGAGAGAGAGAGAGAGAGAGAGAGAAGUGUUGAAACAUGAAGGGUACUGGUAAUGUGACUAAUGUCUCGUGGGUCUUGGCGUUCUUGCUCUGGCUGGUUUCAAUCAAUGGGGCAUGGGGUCAGGGGGUGAGUCCAAGCCAGUGCCAAGACGAGAUAAGAAAGGGGAUCAGCACAUGCAUGGCUGUCGCGAUGGGCCAGCCGCCCUCAGCUGCAUGCUGCGCCCUCGUUCGGGUCGCCCACGCUGAGUGCGUGUGCCCGUUGGUCACGCCGGAGGUGGCCGCGAUGAUCGACGUCAACCGGGCCAAGAAGCUCGCCGAGGGCUGCGGGAGGAAGAUCCCUCCCAACUUCAAGUGCGGAAGCAUUACCAUUCCAUGAAAGAUCUACGAACACCCUCCCCUCUGCAUCGGAUGGAUUGGGCAUAAACGGUUGUAAUGGAGCACAAAGAGAGAUGACACUUGUGUACUCCAUUUGGAAUGAUCAAAUAAAUAAAGGUGGUUCAUACAAAUGUUGCAAUCCGUCGACCAUGCUCUUAUCUUUCCACCUUCCAUAGGCAGGCAAUUACA